GUCUUAAAUUAAUCGUUAGUUUAAAGCCCCACAACUACCUAGUUUUGCAUUUAUUUAAGUAUAUUACAAUUUUAUAUAACCUGAAAAUAACUCUUUUCUUAUUUAUUUAAAUGCAAAUUAAUAUAUUUUGUUUGUUACACCAAUGGUAUUCUACCAACCCCAUGGCACGUGACGUCGUACAUAUGUGCAGCUGCAAAUAAGGGGAGCCCUCCCUUCCCUUCACAUACCCACCACACCGCACCGUUACGCUAUCUUCCUUGCCACCGUGCCCACCAGACCUGAGACCUUUUGACAUGAAAAGUGAAAAGUUCGUUAUAAACGCGCGUCUUUACCGGUCCCACUGUUGUAACCUUUAAAUCUAUAAAUUUGGUGAUAAGGUCCGCACAGUGUGUGUGCCUAUGUGUUUAUUUGACUUUCGAUAACGCGUUUUUAGGAAAUUUUUGAUUUUGAAGUGAAUGGGCCUUUGUGCGGACACAGAACUCAGUUAUAAAUAAUAAUAAGACUUUCUUGAGAAAAUUUAGAAAAAAGGUUAUUUUUUUAUAAUAUAUUGGAUUAUUUUGGCAGCAGUGAAAGCAGCCCAGGAGGUUACCCGCUUUUCAACAAUUCAAAGAUUUUAAUGUGAAAACACCAUGGAACCGACACCGAACUACUACUCUAACCCGGCAUUUUGCCAGCAGAGCGAGUAUUUACCCCAAAAACGCGCCUUAAGUCCCCAAAGGGACCAUAGACUCUCCCCCAUUGGGGCUCAGUCCUCCCACGUGGUGUUCGAUAAUUCCCUAAGCGAAAUCCAUGACAAUUUAGAAGAAGACCAAGGAGAUAAUAUUGAGGAACAAGAGUUUUAUGAAGAAGUUAUUGUGGAUAAGAACGGCUUUAUCCAGGGCAAGAAAUUUGUAGUGGUGGCUCAGAAUAAUGAGGGACAGAAGUACAUCCAGGUGCCCCAAGAAGAUAGAAAAGGAAGCAGGUAUGGGAGCUCUCAGCAAAUUCCUCAUUACACCCUAUCGAAAUCCCCCACUAGACAAAAUCGUUACGAGUACAUUCCCAUGCAAGAACAAGAUCCCAGGGUGGCAAAGUCCUCACCAAAGCAAAAACAACUCAGGGAGGAGCAUGUAGAAGUUGUCCCCGGAAUAGUUCAUAGAUAUGCAGUAAUAGAAGCCGAAGAAGAAACUGAACUGACCAAUAAAAACGAACGUUACGCCUUAGUGCCAGUGAACCAACUGAACAAUAUCGUUUCACCCCAAAACAAUCCUUCCAGAUACGAUUAUAUCCAGGAUCAUGCUCAAAAACGACCGGCGAAUAGAUACGAAUACAUUCAAAAUACCCCACCGAAACCAACAGGCACUAGAUACGAAUACAUUCAGCAAUCGACGCCUCAAAAAACGAACGGUUCCAGGUACGAGUUUCCCACGGGAAAUUCCCCCAGGCCCGGUACUAAUCCCGUUGCUACCCAGAAGUUGCAUGAAAUUUUGUCUACGCCCAAGAAGGUUAGGACUCCAGGUGCGGGGUAUCAGGGACAAACUCCACAAAAGGUGGUACCGUUAAGUCCCCAUCACCGUCGCCGAAUGGCUUCCCCCCCGCUCUCCCCGAUCCCCAAGGACCCCUUCCAAACCCCCAGGAACUCACCACAACGACCCUCGAACCCAAAAAUCCAACAGAAACUAAACUACGCGCUCGGUUCCAAAACCUUUAACCAACCGGACAAAACGAAACCGAACACCGCGAUCGUGCCGCCCAUGUGUUCCAGUCCGGUCCACAGUAUUUACGGAGAAACCACUUACUCCCAAAAAUCCGAAUCCUGGAUGAAUUUAAGCACGAAAACGACCGUAACCGGAAAGGCCCUGGUUUAUGCGGCAUUUAUAAUGUUUCUGUGCGGCGUGGUGACCGCAGGAUUAAGCUUUUACAUGUUGUCCUUUAUGGGACGCCCGUACUAUCUGGACUUUAGUACUGUGGCGGGAUUCGCUUGUGCCCUUAUGGGAUUGCUCGGAUGUCGAUCCAGAAACGUUUAUUGGUUACCCAAUAGGAAUUAUUUGUCUGGUUACUUAGUGUUAAGCCUGUUCAGCUUGCUGACGUGUGGCGGUCUGGUGGUGCUCCUCCUCUACGAUCCGCCUCCCGGUACGGCCCUGGCAGACAUGACCUCAUCGGCUGUCUGUGGCUUUUCCGCCCUAACCCUACUUUUGGCCUGUGCAGGGGUGGUUUCUAGUUAUUGCUGUAAAUAUCCGCCGCCUGACAAUAGAGUGCAGCACUGCAGUCCCGGAUUAACUGUGUAGCUACUUUUUUGAUAAUUAAAUAAUUGAAAUCAUGUGUAGUUAAUAGGAUUUAUUGUUGGGUGAAUUAUUUAUUAUCAUAUUAGUUAUCUAGUACGGUAACUGUUUGUAGGCUACGAAUCUUAGAAGCAAACAUUGAGGCCCUCUGGUGUUUGUUAUAGAUUACUUAUGUUUUUAGGUACUUUUCAUCUGUGUGCAGGAAACUGUAAUUUUUAAAUGUUUUACCAAAGACACCACAUGUAUAGUCGUGAAAGAUUUAGUCAUAAUUGUAAUAAAAUUAAUGUUAAUGGUUUAAAAUUGUACUUUGACAUGUAUAUAAUUAAAUUAAGUUAUUUAUGACAUUUUACAUAGGAAUAAAGGAAUAAUU
Anthonomus grandis grandis is the source of this 2628-nucleotide messenger RNA. RefSeq lists its product as uncharacterized. The record is from RefSeq and is a predicted model, not a curated record. The transcript has 6 exons. The coding region runs from base 630 to 2264 and encodes 544 amino acids. Lineage: Eukaryota; Metazoa; Arthropoda; Insecta; Coleoptera; Curculionidae.